Messenger RNA from Penicillium manginii, 1089 nucleotides. RefSeq lists its product as uncharacterized. NCBI's taxonomy places the organism in Eukaryota, Fungi, Ascomycota, Eurotiomycetes, Eurotiales, Aspergillaceae. Bases 1 to 1089 code for a protein of 362 amino acids. The transcript has a single exon. The record is from RefSeq and is a predicted model, not a curated record.
AUGGUCUUGACGGUCUUGAUUAUCUUCGCUUAUAUUGAGUCCUCGAUGGGGAAUUUCCAAGGCUUUUACUGCCAUGAUCAAGGCAUAAUAAGCUUGCUUUCGCACCUCAAAAUCAGCUCGAGAACAGACCUAGAUUCCUUACUUGCGGCCUGGUUGCAGAUUCGAAUCGUGGUCUGGUGGGCCCGCGCCUACUUCUGCUCACUGGAAGUGCAUCGGCAUUUACCCUCAACUCUGCCUCCCGGUAUCACCAUGGAAAACUUACCUGCAUUCCAAGGGCAGAGAGUCAAUGUUUUAAGUAUCAUGUGCGAAUCACAUAGAAUCAAUUUCUCAGCACUACUGAGACAUUGGGAUACCGGUGAUUUCGGCGCGCAGGGGAGUGAGCUUUGCUCGGGAGACGAAGAAUUCGACAAGACCUGUCAUUUUCUUGCCCAGCAAGGAGAAAUGUUAGACAGGUGGCUCGACGCCCUCCCAACAUCUGACCUGCCAAUAGAUGGGCUGGAUGGCGUACACGAGAUUGAUCAUGUGGAUCAACGGACACCCAUCUUUUUUCGCUCACACGAGGCAGCAUUGAAUUUCGCAUACUAUACAGUAGCGAGAAUCAUGCAAAGCACAGGACUCCUGCGAAGUUUGAAAAAGGCUGACCCUUCUUAUAUUCCUUAUGACAGUCACACAGAGGAAUCGUGGACUCGAGUAUUACUUCGGAUUGCAAGAGGGACAAAAAUGGAGACAUCUCUUAGCAGGAACAGCUAUACCAUUGGAUUCUCCGGUUUACUCCUAACCGCUCUUCUGCGAUGUCAAGCUCGGGGUCUAGCUCUCGAGAUCCAAGAAUGGCUCCAGGAUCUCGAAAUUUUGAAGCCAACAGAGGAAGGAGCAUUCCCAUUAUACCAAACGCUGGGCGUUGUCAACACCAUAAAUUGUCAGAAAAUGGCCAAUCGGGACGUUUUCGCGGUAACCCAGUCUGUGGACGACGAGGGAGGCACUCCCAAGAUCAACGCAUACAAUAGCCAGUCAAUAUCUAGUUUAUUGUUUCAUGGCAUGAGUCGAACUUCAGGUGCUCUUUUCACUGAUUAUUUACCUGUUGCCUUGUGA